Stegastes partitus (bicolor damselfish) is the source of this 4627-nucleotide messenger RNA. Its product is annotated as myosin heavy chain, embryonic smooth muscle isoform-like. The record is from RefSeq and is a predicted model, not a curated record. Gene Ontology annotation, cellular component: myosin complex; bicellular tight junction. The transcript is spliced from 13 exons. The coding region runs from base 1 to 1827 and encodes 608 amino acids. Lineage: Eukaryota; Metazoa; Chordata; Actinopteri; Pomacentridae.
AUGUCCAUGAAUGUGUUUGAGACAAAGAAAAAGCUGGAGGACGAUGUGGGAACAAUAGAGGGCCUGGAGGAGGUGAAGAGGAAACUCCAGAAGGACCUGGAGCUCACCAGCCAGCGUCUGGAGGAGAAGACCAUGGCCAUGGACAAGAUGGAGAAGACCAAGAACCGACUGCAGCAGGAGCUGGACGACCAACUGGUGGACCUGGACCAGCAGAGACAGAUCGUCUCCAACCUGGAAAAGAAGCAGAAGAAAUUUGACCAGAUGCUGGCUGAGGAGAAAACCAUCUCAGCUCGUUACGCUGAGGAGCGCGACCGUGCUGAAGCUGAGGCCAGAGAGAAGGACACCAAGGCUCUGUCUAUGGCCAGAGCUCUGGAGGAGGCCUUGGAGGCCAAAGAGGAACUGGAGAGGUUUAAUAAGCAGCUCCGCGCUGAAAUGGAGGACUUGAUGAGCUCCAAGGAUGACGUGGGGAAGAAUGUCCAUGAACUGGAAAAGUCCAAGCGAACCCUGGAGCAGCAGGUGGAUGAGAUGAGGACGCAGCUGGAGGAGCUGGAGGACGAGCUGCAGGCCACAGAAGAUGCCAAACUGCGUCUGGAAGUCAACAUGCAGGCCAUGAAGGCUCAGUUUGACCGAGACCUGCAGGCCAGAGACGAGCAAGGAGAAGAGAAGAAGAGGGCGCUGGUCAAACAGGUACGCGAGAUGGAGGCAGAGCUGGAGGAUGAGAGGAAGCAGAGAACGCUGGCUGUUGCUGCCAAGAAGAAGCUGGAGAUGGACCUCAAUGAAUUGGAGGGUCAGAUCGAAGCUGCCAACAAAGGCAGGGACGAGGCCAUCAAACAGCUCCGAAAACUCCAGGCUCAGAUGAAGGACUAUCAGAGGGAGCUGGAGGAGGCCAGAGCCUCCAGGGACGAGAUCUUCACCCAGUCCAAGGAGAACGAGAAGAAACUCAAGAGUCUAGAGGCUGAAAUCUUACAGCUUCAGGAGGACCACGCAGCUUCAGAAAGAGCCCGUCGACAUGCCGAGCAGGAGAGAGACGAGCUGGCUGAUGAGAUCUCCAACAGUGCUUCUGGAAAGUCGUCACUGCUGGAGGAGAAGAGGAGGCUGGAGGCUCGGAUCACCCAGCUGGAGGAGGAGCUGGAGGAGGAGCAGGGCAACAUGGAGCUGCUCAACGACCGCUUCAGGAAGACCAACAUGCAGGUCGACAGCCUGAACACCGAGUUGGCCACAGAGCGCAACACUGCCCAGAAGAGUGAGAACGCUCGGCAACAGAUGGAGCGUCAGAACAAGGAGUUGAAAGCCAAACUGGCAGAGCUGGAAGGGGCUGUCAAGUCAAAGUUUAAGGCGUCCAUCACUGCCCUGGAGGCCAAGAUCCUGCAGCUGGAAGAGCAGCUGGAGCAGGAAGUCAAGGAGAGAGCAGCAGCCAACAAAAUCGUCCGACGCACAGAGAAGAAACUGAAGGAGGUGAUGAUGCAGGUGGAGGAUGAGCGUCGUCAUGCCGACCAGUACAAGGAGCAGAUGGAGAAAGCCAACUCUCGUAUGAAGCAGCUGAAGCGUCAGCUGGAGGAGGCAGAAGAAGAGGCCACCAGAGCCAACGCCUCCCGCAGGAAGCUGCAGAGGGAGCUGGACGACGCCACCGAGGCCAGCGAGGGUCUCACCCGGGAGGUCAACUCCCUCAAGAACCGCCUCAGGCGUGGUCCGGUCAGCAGCUUCUCCUCCAGUCGCUCAGGCCGCCGCAACCUCAAUCUGGACGGCGCCUCCGUGGACAUGUCGGACGACGACGCCGACAGCCGGGCCAGCGACUUCAACGAGACGCAAGCCUCCAACGUGGAGUAGACCCUCUUAUCCCUCACCUCUUCCUCCGCCUCGUCACUCCCCACCUCCCUCCUCGUCCACCAGUUUACCCCCCCGAAGAUCCUCGGCGUCCACACGGUCUUUGCUCAUUUCAAACCACUGACUGGUCAGAAGAUUGGAGCGAUGAGCUGUUUUUGGUGAAGCUAGGCGGAGUGCGCCUGGCAGCUGCCCUUUUUGUAUCAGUUAACACUGCAGGGAAAAUCCACCGCCCUCCUCUCAAGAAAAUGCCUCCGGUCCCGGAGAGCCACAGGGGCAAACGGACACUUCUGCCUUACUCUGUUCUCCUCUGGCAAGCUGCUAGUCCUGGCUCGUCUGUCAGCCAUGUAUCAUCUCAGUGUCAUAACACCCCCCAUCCCUUCAGUUAUCUGCUCAGCUUAUUGAGAAGGAACGCAUAGGUACAAGUGCUUUUUAUACAUAUGAGACUGUGCGUGUAGACCAAGGCUCCGAGGUGUGACCAACACUUCAUACUGGAAAUGCAGGACUACAAGGAAAAGUCUUUCACUCUGGUGUUGUCGUCAGUCUUCUGCUCACUAGCUGUGUACAAAGCCAUCUCUUACCCGACACGCUCCUCUUGAAACGGGACAACCCCACACCACGGUCACUGUGGCCUUCGGACGGCCACGCCGGCUGCUUUCGUUGCAUGAGUCUCCUUCUGACGAUGUUUCUUGUUCGGCUUCUUCACUUCGGCUCUUCAGGAACAACUAACAUCUCGGGACAUGCAAUAGAAAAACACGGACUCUGAAUUGAAAGUGUAUUACUGUGAAACAAAAACAAAAAAAAAAAGGUAUUUUAUUUUCUCUGUUGCUUCAUCUCAACACGUACUGAAGGAAUGUGCAGCUGGGUUUGAACUGGGAUUCUCAUUUUGUGAUGUUGACCAUCGGGAACACUGUCAAGGAAACUGUCCUUCUGAUGUGGAUCGACCUGCGGAGCGACGCAGAGAUGCUGGAAAAUGCACAGAACUGCACGGAGCGAUUGUAACGGGAAAAAAGAAGCUCUUACUGGAAGCACUAAAAGGCGGCACUCGCUAUCAAUGUGACACUAGACGGUCGUUAAACUUUGAUUAGAAACGGAUUGAAGAUAGUCGUCCUCUCACCACAUCUCAGUGUUUGUGCUCAGCCUCACUUUGUAUUAUAAUUCAAGACAGAGUUUGGCAGUUUUCUGGAUUUUUGCAAACCAAGAAGGUAGUUUAACAACCUGGCUGCUUCUCAAUAAGGUAUUUCCAAAAAACACACUAACACCACAAUUAGCUUUUAAAUGUGCAUGGAUGAAAAGCAAAGUGCACAGAAGAACAGACAUUUUAACAUCUACAACGAUGCUUCUAAUUGACUUAACGAUUCACAAGGUCCCGACUCGACGAUGUGAAACGUCCUGAGAUGACUCGUGAUUUGGCGCUUUAGAGAUAAAACGGCAUUUAAAAAAUCUGUAAUGUCACAUUUUAUUAUUAAUAUUUAAUAUAAAUUCAGGCUUUUUUACAGUCUACCUGCAGAAGAAAGUAGAAACAAUCUCAGCACGUGUUCCAUUAAUGUGGCUUUUCUGGAACUUCCAAUCAUGUUGCACCAUCUUUACAAGCAGGUGUGGAGUUGAAUUGAGAUAGUUAAGGUGCAUUGUGGGUAACGUAGUUGCUGGGUUUAACACGGCUGAAUAAAAAUGAGUUCUCUGGUUUCGUUGCACCAGUUUGGAUGCGUUUCUGUAAAAUUCUUCAGUCAAGUUCUCUUUUAAAUGCUUUUUGUCCACGCUGGCACAACAGUUAGAAAAGUUUAAAGCCUUUUUUCUAACAAACUGAACUCAUUUUCUGAUUUUAGAAAUACCUUGCGAACAGCUCUGAGUGUUAAACGGUGCUCUUGGUUUUUCAAAAAAAUCUCCAUAUUAUAGCUCUGUGACUCGAAUGUAAUCUGUGCCAUUAUUUUAAGGAGUUUAAUCUUCAGACCUGAUCGAGCACUUAGUAUUCAUCGGCGACAGGUUGUCUGAAAAUAAUAAGGUUUUAUAUUUCCUUCUCUACUUUAGUCUAAGUUCCUUUAAUAUGAUUGUUUUUUUUUUAGCUUUGCUUUAAAUACAGCGGCCACCUCAAGAGCUGAACCACUACACCUGCCAGGGUUUCCAUAUCCACCGCUCCACUCUACUUCCUGGGUUUCGCUGAUCGAUGGCGGACUCCUCUGCCUGCCCCCCCGCCCCUCCUCCUCCUCCUCAAACACUUAACAGUAUGUUUCUUUAAAAGUGCCUUAGACACUAAAUAAGAACAUAAGCAAGGCAAGGAUUUCACUACAGAUUGGAAGAUAACAGGUACAUCAAGGAGAUAUUCAACACUUCAUCUGUUCUUUUGUGUUUGGGCUUCGUAUCAUAUCCACCUCUGUGUUCAUGAUAACCUCCUAGUUAGAACGUUUGGGUCAGAAUCAGAGUGUUACGAUUAACUAACAUGAGAAGCGGAGCCCUCUGCAGCUGCAUUUCCCACAAUUACCCCUGGAAUAAGUUCUGUUUUCCCCCUCACUCCCUCCCCUGUAAGCACUCAGACGAGGCCCUGGUACUGAGGUUAUUCUGGGAACUGAUGCGCUGCACAGGAUUUCAUUUGGUUGGAAGCUUUAACAUCCACUAGUAGUUAACUCAUUGUUUUUUCUUUGAUCAUUAUCCAGCCGGCUGUUGACAACCAGGCGUUCAACUGCAAAUACUCCCAUCAUGUUACUUCUUGUAUACCUGUAUUUCUAGACGGUGAUUCUUUUUCUUUUUUUCUUUCUUUCUUUCUGUUUUUGUUUGUUUUUGUAAAAGGAAAAUAAAGCAUAUUCAUUGU